CGGGGCGCAGGCGGUAGUCGCGCCCUCUGUCGGUCGGUUCGGUCCUUGCGCGGUGCCGGUGAUACACGCGGCUGGUGUGUGGAGAAGUUUCUUCCGAUCUUUUAAAAAAAGGGAGGAAACAGAAGAUCCGCAGCCAUGAAACCAAUUCUUCUACAGGGCCACGAGAGGUCUCUUACUCAGAUUAAAUACAACAGAGAAGGAGAUUUACUGUUUUCUGUGGCUAAAGAUCAGUUUGCGAAUGUGUGGUAUUCUGUGAAUGGAGAGAGGCUGGGCACCUACAACGGCCACUCCGGGGCGGUCUGGUGUGUGGAUGUUGACUGGGACACAAAAAAUGUGUUGACUGGUUCAGCUGACAACAGCUGCAGACUCUGGGACUGCGAGACAGGUAAACAAUUGGCAAUGCUCGAGACCAACUCAGCAGUGAGGACGUGUGGAUUUGACUUCAGCGGAAACAUCAUCAUGUUUUCCACAGACAAACAGAUGGGCUACCAGUGCUAUCUUAACUACUUUGAUCUGCGGGACCCCCAACAGAUUGAGGACAACCAGCCUUAUCUCUCAAUACCAUGCAGUGAAUCAAAGAUCACAAGUGCUGUGUGGGGCCCUCUGGGAGAGUUUGUGGUUGCUGGUCAUGAAAAUGGAGAAAUCAACCAGUUCAGCGCCAAGUCUGGGGAGAUUGUGAAGAAGAUAAAGGAGCACACUAAGCAGAUCAACGACAUUCAGACUUCUGUGGAUCUCACAAUGUUUAUCACAGCCUCCAAAGACUGUGCUGCUAAGAUGUUUGAUACAACAUCAUUAGACCACAUCAAAUCCUUUAAGACUGAGCGUCCAGUCAAUUCUGCUGCCAUCUCGCCCAACAUGGAACAUGUGGUCAUGGGAGGAGGUCAGGAAGCCAUGGAGGUCACAACCACCUCUACUAGGAUUGGAAAAUUCGAAGCUAGGUUUUUCCAUGCAGCCUAUGAAGAGGAGUUUGGAAGAGUGAAGGGUCAUUUCGGACCCAUCAACUGUGUGGCAUUCCAUCCUGAUGGGAAAAGUUACAGCAGCGGAGGAGAGGACGGCUACGUCAGAAUUCAUUACUUCGAUCCUCAGUACUUUGACUUUGAACUUGAGGCUUAAAUCCAGUUACACAGAGCAUUCCCUGACUUCUUGGUAUAACUGCCAGCAGUCACCCAAUAACAUCUACAUCUGAACAUCAGUCAACCACAUCAUGCGCAUUAUCUGUCAAGGAUGCAGCCUGUUUUAUAUGAUCAGUUUAACACAGACAUCACAAAUGGCGUCUAUCAGGUUCUACAAUGUAUUUAAUGAAUCAAAUAUUCUAAAUAAAUGGAAUUUGACAUACAAA
Molecule: messenger RNA, 1339 nt
Organism: Astyanax mexicanus (Mexican tetra)
Lineage: Eukaryota; Metazoa; Chordata; Actinopteri; Characiformes; Acestrorhamphidae
Gene: eif3i
Product: eukaryotic translation initiation factor 3, subunit I
Exons: 11
Coding region: 136-1113 (325 amino acids)
Biological process (GO): cytoplasmic translational initiation
Cellular component (GO): cytoplasm; eukaryotic translation initiation factor 3 complex, eIF3m
Molecular function (GO): RNA binding; protein binding; translation initiation factor activity
Source: RefSeq, a predicted model, not a curated record